Messenger RNA from Otolemur garnettii (small-eared galago), 3427 nucleotides. It is a transcript of the gene HPS3, whose product is annotated as HPS3, biogenesis of lysosomal organelles complex 2 subunit 1. NCBI's taxonomy places the organism in Eukaryota, Metazoa, Chordata, Mammalia, Primates, Galagidae. Gene Ontology annotation, biological process: organelle organization. The transcript is spliced from 17 exons. Bases 69 to 2840 code for a protein of 923 amino acids. Gene Ontology annotation, cellular component: cytoplasm. The record is from RefSeq and is a predicted model, not a curated record.
GUCCUCGGCGGCAGGCACCCGGACUUUGGGUGCCCCGCGGGGCGGGUGGCCCACAGCCGGCAGCCAGGAUGGUGCAGCUGUACAACCUGCACCCGUUCGGAUCGCAGCAGGUGGUGCCCUGCAAGCUGGAACCCGAGCGUUUCUGCGGAGGAGGCCGCGACGCGCUUUUCGUGGCGGCGGGCUGCAAGGUGGAGGCGUUCGCUGUGGCGGGCCAGGAGCUGUGCCAGCCGAGAUGCUCCUUCUCCACUCUGGGCCGAGUGUUGCGCAUGGCUUACAGCGAGGCGGGAGACUAUUUGGUAGCAAUUGAAGAGAAAAACAAAGCUACAUUUCUACGGGCGUAUGUGAACUGGAGAAGUAAAAGGACAGAGAACGCCCGCGUGUGUAUUCGAAUGGUUGGUCAUGAUGUGGAGGCAUCUUUCAGGGAAACCUUCAGAGACCAGAUGUCUAUUGUUGAAAUGCCGCUUUCUGAGGCCCCCCUGUGCAUUUCCUGUUGCCCUGUGAAAGGAGACCUCCUUGUCGGCUGCACAAAUAAGUUAGUCUUAUUCAGUUUGAAGCGUCAUACCAUCGAUGAGGAGUUCUCCCUGUUGGACUUCGAACGCUCUUUAAUUAUACACAUAGAUAAUAUCAUGCCUGUCGAAAUUUCUUAUUGUGUUGGACAUGUUGGUGUCAUGUCAGACUUGGAAGUCUUAAUCCUAAAACUGGAGUCAGACGCUAAAAUUGCAGAAAGAGUUAACCACCAUUCUCGUAAGGCCAGCAAUCCAGUGAAACAGACAGAAAAAGGCAUUAAUAAUGAAAUUUCACAGCUUGAGUCAGAUGAUUUUGUGAUCUGCCCAAAACCCAUGGAACUUCUUGGUAAAAAAAGCGAACAGUCUGGAUUAUCUAUUACACUGGAAUCUACGGGAUUAGCUGAUGAAAAACUGCAGUAUGUCCAUGUUCAGCACCUGCUGUAUAGACGUUUUGCUCCUGAUAUUUCAGCCUAUGUCUUACCCGAUGACAUCAAGUUGCAUUCCCUUCAGCUGCUACCCAUUUACCAGACAGACCUCCUGCAGUACAUGGAUACCACCCUGAAGGCUUGCCCACCUAUCAGUAUGGAUGUCUGUGCUUUAAGAAUACAGCUUUUCAUAGGCUUGAAAGCCAUCUGUCACUUUAAAAACCACGUUAUACUUUUGACUAAGGCUGAACCUGAGGCCAUUCCAGAGAGAAGAGACUCCCCCAGGAGGCUUCUUUCUAGAAAAGAUACCAGUGGUAAGAGCAAAAUACCUCCUGUAGCUGAGGCUGGGUGGAAUUUAUAUAUUGUGAAUACAGUCUCACCAGUGCAACUGUACAAAGAGAUGGUAGACUAUAGCAAUACCUAUAAGACGGCCAAAACCCAGAGCUGCAUUCAUCUUCUCAGCGAGGCUCAUCUGUUGGUGAGAGCUGCCCUGAUGGAUGCCAGUCAGCUGGAACCCGGAGAGAAAGCAGAGCUUUUGGAAGCAUUUAGGGAAAGCUGUGCGCACCUUGGGGACUGUUACAGCAGGCUUGACACCCAGCAUUCCCACCUCACCUUGCCAUACUAUAAGAUGUCUGGAUUGUCUUUGGCUGAAGUUCUGGCCCGUGUGGACUGGACAGUAGAGGAUAUGUCCCAGAAAUAUGAGAGGGGGUUAAUCUUUUAUAUCAACCAUUCACUUUAUGAAAACCUGGAUGAAGAAUUAAGUGAAGAAUUAGCAGCGAAAGUGGUUCAGAUGUUUUAUGUGGCUGAGCCGAAGCAACUUCCCCAUGUCCUCUGUAGUCCCUCUGUGAAGAAUAUUAAUCCUUCCACGGCCAUGAGCUAUCUAAGGAAGCUGGACGUUUCUGGGUUGUCAUCGAUCCUAUUGACAUUGACUAAGGCAGCAGUGGCUCUGAAAAUGGGAGAUCUUGAUGUGCACAGAAAUGAAAUGAAAAGCCAUUCAGAGAUGAAGUUGGUUUGUGGCUUCAUUCUGGAACCUCGACUGUUGAUUCAACAGAGGAAGGGACAGGUCAUUCCCACCGAGCUUGCGAAUCACCUGAAGGAGACUCAGCCUGCCUUGCUUGUGGCUGCAGUGCUGGGCUUGCAGAAGAACAACAAAAUUGGAAUCGAAGAAGCAGAUUCCUUUUUUAAGGUGCUUUGUGUUAAAGAUGAAGAUACGAUUCCUCAGCUCCUGGUGGACUUCUGGGAAGCUCAGCUAGUGGCGUGUCUCCCAGAUGUGGUGCUUCAGGAACUCUUUUUUAAACUCAUAUCACAAUAUAUCUGGAGGUUAUCUAAGAGGCAGCCUCCUGACACCACACCACUGCGAACGUCAGAAGAUCUGAUAAACGCCUGCGGUCAUUAUGGCUUAAUCUAUCCAUGGGUUCAUGUCUUAAUGUCAUCUGAUUCCUUAGCUGAUGAAUAUUAUACAGGAGAUCUUUCAAAAUUGCAGUCUCUUAUAUGUGGUCCUUCAUUUGACAUAGCUUCCAUUAUUCCGUUCUUGGAACCACUCUCAGAAGACACUGUUGCCGGCCUCAGUGUCCAUGUUCUGUGUCGUACGCGCUUGAAAGAGCAUGAACAGUGCCUAGACGUCCUGUUAGAGAGGUGCCCGGAGGCCGUCAUCCCAUAUGCUAAUCACGAACUGAAAGAAGAGAAUCGGACUCUGUGGUGGAAAAAACUGUUGCCUGAACUUUGUCAGAGAAUAAAACAUGGUGGAGAGAAAUACCGGCUUUACUUGUCAUUAUUAAAAGAAACAUUGUCAGUUGUCGCUGUGGAAUUGGAACUAAAGGAUUUCUUGAAUGUUCUCCCAGAAGAUGGCACUGCAGCAUUUUUCUUGCCUUAUCUUCUUUACUGUAGUCGAAAGAAAUCAUUGACGUGAAGGUAUCAUUUGAAAAACCCCAUGGUGGCAUUUGAGACUGAAUUUCUGAAAGUUAAUGCCAAGUAAAAACACAAGUAAAGGAUUUGUAUUUUAUGGUGUAUCUUAAAGGUGUCUUAUAUGUAAAUAAAUGUUUUUAGGCUGCGUACUUGACUGAGUAGUGGUAGCUAUCAGUUUCUUUAUUUAUGACCUGAACCCAUUUAACUGUCCAGAAUAUAAAAAAAUCAUCAAGACAUUAAGAAUUCCUCAAAGAAGCCAUGUAUUUUUAAAGGCAGAGACUGACUUAUUCAAAGGGACAACAGCAGUUCACUCUUGUUGGAGACGGGAAAAUCCUUGUCAUCCCAAGAAUACUUUAAGGAAACAUUUUGCAAAUAUGCUUGAAAGAAUGUCACUUUCAGUGGCCCAGAAUUUUAUCUUCUUGAUUUUUCCAUAUUUCUCUAUCAGAUCCAUUUAACAAGAAUUUUCUUUGAAAAAGAUGUUAAUGUUUUGCCAAAGUAAAACUAUUCAAAUCUUUUCUUGUUUUUGUUGUUGUUGUUACUUUAAGAAAACUCAGGCUGCUUUUUCCUUGAGUCAAAUGAAGUAGAAAUUUA